AUGAAGAAUGGCCAUGUCUCCAGCCCAGCACACAAGAGGGAUAUGGUUGAAGAGCCCGACGCAGCCUCGCCUUUAGGUGCCCGCUCCCGCAAGCCCUUUGGCAAGUUGACCAACAUCAUGAGCACAUUGGAGUCUGGUAAGAACAAGCUCCAGCACAGUACCAAGGCCUUCUCAAGAUCCAUGUCUCAAAUAUCCCGCUUCUCCGACUUGAGUGUCUUUGACGGCCCCAGCUCGGGCACGCGAGACCUCGCCGACGGUGAAACAACGGAUGAAGACACCAGCAACGACACCACUUUGAACGAUGACGACUUUCUCUGCUCCCCCCUGAACAAGCCCCAGCGCAGAGCACCACGCUGCAAAUCGUCCCAGGUAUCACUACCGCAAAACCUUCUGAUCAGGAGGACUCAAUCGUGCAUUCAAGAUCCCAACGUUACCGAUAUGUUCGACGGAAGCGAGUGGCUCCCACAGACAAACCUCAGAACAUUCCGAGUAUCCAGUGACUUAUUGCCUCGGAUCGACGAAAAUGAGAUGCAAAAGAUUGUCCUGGGCCAUUACCGUAAUGAGUUCGACGACUACGUUGUUGUCGACUGCCGAUUCCCCUACGAGUUUGACGGAGGCCAUAUCGUCAAUGCCAUCAACAUCUCGUCUAAGACUGAUUUGGAGAUGCGCUUCAUCAACAACCGUCUGCUGGAAAACCGCAAGAGACUCUUGAUCUUCCACUGUGAAUACUCCAUUUUGCGUGGCCCUACAAUGGCCGGUCAUCUUCGGAAGGCUGACCGCAUCCACAAUUCCGAGAAUUAUCCCAAGCUACUAUACCCCGACAUCGUUGUCCUCGAGGGAGGCUACAAGAAAUUCUUCGACAACCACAAGGAAUGGUGCGUUCCUCAGGCAUACGUCGAAAUGAAAGACAUCAAACAUAAGCGUACCUGCGAAGUGGAGAUGAACAAAGUCAUGCAAGCAUCAAAGCUCACCAGAGCUCGUUCAUUCAACCAUUUUCAACUGCAUUCUACGAGCCACUCUCGUUCGUCAUCCUUCACGGCACUCCUUACAUCGUCCGAACAGGCUACUUCUCCCGGCCUCACAACUUCCUUAAGCACCGGACAAGUACCCAGGCGUAAAACAGCUUCAAAGGUCCACAAGAGGCAAGACCGCAAGGAACUUAGGCUUCAUCUUUCUCAGCCUCUGAUCAAUUGGCCCUCUCAGCUGUCAGAGUCGUCCUUGACUUCUGAACUUACUCCAGGGAUGUCCUCCUGUUUUGACGACGAUGCAUUUGCUCCACCUUCUGCUUUGUUUAGGGAACACAGCAAGAGCCUGUCAUUACUGCUGGCCUCCAUACAUUCUUCAGCGCUGCUGGUCUGUUCUGAAACCUAUUCUUCCGCAUAUACUUCCACCGAUUCAUUGGCCUCAUCUCCGUCUGCUGACUCUCCAGAAUAUUUUGAGACUGCCACCUCGAACUCGAAUCCUUCAUUAGCUCACAUGUUUUCCCUCCAGAAUUCCCCAUACCUGUUCCCAGGACCAAGCUCUUCAAAGUCAAAGAGACCCUCGCUACAAAGGCCCGUCUACCGCACACCAAGACCAUAUGUCAAUAUGUCUUCGCCAACGACGAGUUCCCCACUUACAACUACCGCUGCUGGGUCUGUAUUUGACUCUUGGCCAGGACCAAGCUUCCAAUCAGAUCCCAUUAAUGAAACACCACUUCCUUUCUCACUCAAGCAGCAUGCUCACCACAGCUCGGAGAUCUACGAGGAAGAUGAGGAGUCUGAAUGA
This is a messenger RNA of Candidozyma pseudohaemuli, 1767 nucleotides long. It is a transcript of the gene MIH1, whose product is annotated as putative tyrosine protein phosphatase. Gene Ontology annotation, cellular component: cytoplasm; nucleus. The transcript has a single exon. The record is from RefSeq and is a predicted model, not a curated record. Lineage: Eukaryota; Fungi; Ascomycota; Pichiomycetes; Serinales; Metschnikowiaceae. Bases 1 to 1767 code for a protein of 588 amino acids. Gene Ontology annotation, biological process: positive regulation of G2/MI transition of meiotic cell cycle; positive regulation of G2/M transition of mitotic cell cycle; G2/M transition of mitotic cell cycle. Gene Ontology annotation, molecular function: protein tyrosine phosphatase activity.